Molecule: messenger RNA, 3682 nt
Organism: Choloepus didactylus (southern two-toed sloth)
Lineage: Eukaryota; Metazoa; Chordata; Mammalia; Pilosa; Megalonychidae
Gene: MTIF2
Product: mitochondrial translational initiation factor 2
Exons: 14
Coding region: 1448-3658 (736 amino acids)
Biological process (GO): translational initiation
Molecular function (GO): GTPase activity; GTP binding; translation initiation factor activity
Source: RefSeq, a predicted model, not a curated record
AGACUAGUACUUUUUCCACUAUACUGUGCCUGAUUUCAGUUUUCUUUUCUUUUCUUCCUUUUAAAAUAUUCAGCAUACUCUAUUUACUGAGUUAAAUGUAACAUUUAAUUUUUAAUUUAGUGUUCAAUUUUCCAGCAAAACUCACUUGUCCAGAGUGACACAUCAAAUAGCCAUUAUCAUUUCUGAACAAUUUUUAAAAAUAUCUAGCAGAAAACAAAUUAAGCAUAUUGUAGAAAUGCCAUGUUGUGGGAGAAACAGUUUUUAAAAGUUUUCAAUACAAUGUAAAUUUAUGUCUUCUACAGGAUAGCUUUACUUGGGUUAAGGUAAACACGCUGAGAUAUUCCAUAAUUUUGAUUCCUUUUUUUAAUUGUAAUGUUGAAGGAUAAUGUUUAAUGAUAUAGAACAGGGCUCACAGUUUACUCUUUUUUUAAAUUUUUGAGUAUUUAUUACCUUUGCUUUCAAUAUAAUUUAUUAAUUGCAAGUUUAUAUAGUUUACUUUUUAGUAAUGGCUGUGUUUAGCAACUGGCUCAUAAAAUUUCUGGUCCUGCCCAUUCAGGCCUUCCCAGACAGGGCUGUUCAUGUCAAAAUUCUUGGAGGCUUAUAGUUGAAGCCCUUGUUGUGGGAGCUUUUACAAUAUAUUCUUUAGUGAAAAAUUUGUAAAACGGAAAAUAUAGUAUGAUUUCAUUUUGCUAAGUAAAAUAGCUAUGAGCACAAGAAAAGGCUUGAAAAGAUAUACAUUAAAAUGUUAACUGACAUUAUUUCUGAGAAGUGAGUAAAAGAAAAUCUAUAUUGAAGAGUCUAAAAGGCUGUAUCCUCUACUUUGAAAUAUACUCUCUGUUAAAAAAAAAAAAAAAAAAAACGCUUAAAAUGAUACUACAGUUUACAGAAAGGAUUGUGCUUAUUGCAAUGAAAAUACUUUUCCAGGGUUGUAAUCAGUCAUUGCAUUUGGUGUACCCAAGAAUCAUUGUAUUUGGACACUUCAAAGACAGUGAAUUCUUUAAAGGAAGGGACUCUGGCUUAUUAAACUUUGAAUCAGCAACAUCAAGCACAACACCUGGCACGUGGUACUCAAGAAAUGUUUGCUGAGAAGUAAACAUGUGCUUCUUAUUAUAUUUUUGUUGCUCCUGUUCUUCAAACCUGGAAAACAAAGCCAUAGAAAUGCAGUCUUGAUAGCAGAGGAAAUACAGGAUUUAGGAAGGAAAAGAACUAUACUACUGUGGACUUCUGUUACAGUAAUCUUUCUGAUAAACUUUUCAUUCUUCCAAGCAUAGUAAUCAAAAUGCACUAUUCAAUAAAUAUCCAUUGGGUACCUUCUAUGCACUGUAAAUUAUCUUUUAUCUUCUUUUUAUUAGGGUUUUGGAGAGGGUAAAGAGUUCAGGCUUGAAAGGCAUUCCAGGCAGAGGGAACACAUGCCACGUUUCAAAAAUUAGAUGACAAAUCAUCGUUGAUGGCAGUUUUUUUAAAAAGGAGAAACAUGAACCAGAAGAUACUAAAGUUGGAGAACCUUCUACGAUUCCACACUCUUUGUAGACAGCUGCACAGCCUGGGUCAAAGAAGAACAUUAGCACACUGGAGGCAUGUGUUUUCAUCUCCUUACCCAGUGUGGACAGCUCAGUUGUAUAUCCAGCCCUCGCAAACAGAUACACUCAUCAGGACUGCUUUUUCUCAAUAUAGACUUCUAGUAACAAAGAAGGAAGAAAGACCACGGAAAUCUCAGGUAUCUGUGACAAAAUCUAGAAAGGAGGUGGAGGUAUGGAUUGGAAUGACAGUUGAGGAGCUGGCCAGAGCAAUGGAAAAAGACAUAGAUUAUGUAUAUGAAGCUUUAUUGAACACUGCUAUUGACAUAGAUUCACUAGAAGCAAACUCAUGUUUAGAUGAUGUCUGGAUCAGAGAAGUAGUAAAGAAGGCAGGGAUGAAGUUAAAAUGGAGCAAAUUAAAACAGGACAAAAUCAAAGAAAAUAAAGAUGCUGUAAGAAGGCCCCAUGCAGAUCCAGCUUUAUUAACCCCAAGGUCCCCAGUUGUUACUAUAAUGGGCCAUGUUGAUCAUGGGAAAACGACAUUACUUGACAAACUGCGAAAGACUCAAGUGGCAGCAAUGGAAGCUGGAGGCAUCACUCAGCACAUUGGUGCCUUUCUUGUCUCUCUGCCUUCUGGAGAAAAGAUAACCUUUCUUGAUACUCCAGGCCAUGCUGCCUUCUCAGCAAUGAGAGCCAGAGGUGCUCAGGUCACUGACAUUGUCAUAUUGGUUGUAGCAGCAGAUGAUGGAGUGAUGAAACAAACUGUGGAAUCAAUUCAGCAUGCCAAAGAUGCUCAAGUUCCUAUUGUCCUUGCCAUAAACAAAUGUGACAAAGCUGAGGCUGAUCCUGAGAAAGUGAAAAAAGAGCUGCUGGCCUAUAAUGUGGUGUGUGAGGAUUAUGGAGGUGAUGUUCAAGCAGUGCAUGUCUCUGCACUUACGGGCGAUAAUCUGAUGGCUUUGGCAGAGGCAACAAUUGCUCUAGCAGAAAUGUUAGAAUUGAAAGCUGAUCCCACUGGUCCAGUGGAAGGAACAGUGAUUGAGUCUUUCACAGACAAAGGAAAAGGUCCUGUUACUACAGCUAUAAUUCAAAGAGGAACUUUAAGAAAAGGCUCAGUUUUGGUUGCUGGAAAGAGCUGGGCAAAAGUACGCUUAAUGUUUGAUGAAAAUGGAAAAACAGUCAAUGAGGCCUGUCCCAGCAUGCCAGUGGGUAUUAUAGGCUGGAGAGACCUUCCUUCUGCUGGAGAUGAAAUUCUUGAAGUAGAAUCUGAGCCAAGGGCACGUGAAGUUGUUAACUGGAGGAAGUACGAACAAGAACAGGAGAAAAACAAAGACGAUCUGAAAAUAAUAGAAGAAAAACGAAGGGAGCACCAAGAAGCACAUUGGAAAGCCCGUGAGAAGUAUGGCAGUUUACACUGGAGGAAGAGAUCAUUUAAAAAGUACCAAGAAAAAAAAGGACAGAAUCUUUUAAAGCCAAAAGAGAAAACAGAAAGAGAUUCAAAUGUACUUCCUAUAAUUAUUAAAGGAGAUGUUGAUGGUUCUGUUGAAGCCAUUUUGAACAUUAUGGAUACCUAUGAUGCUUCACAUGAGUGUGAACUAGAAUUAGUACAUUUUGGAGUGGGUGACAUUAGUGAAAAUGAUGUUGACCUUGCUGAAACAUUUGGUGGUGUUAUAUAUGGCUUCAAUGUGAAUGUAGGCAAUGUUCUCCAAAAGUCAGCUGCAAAAAAAGGAGUAAAAAUUAAACUUCAUAAAAUCAUUUACCGACUUAUUGAAGAUUUGCAGGAAGAACUGAGCAGCAGACUGCCCAGCAUUGUGGAAGAACACCCAAUAGGUAAGGCUUCUGUACUAGCUACCUUCUCUGUGACAGAAGGGAAGAAAAAAGUUCCUGUGGCAGGCUGCAGAGUCCAAAAGGGACAGUUAGAAAGAAAACAGAAAUUUAAAUUAAUCCGUAAUGGACAAGUUAUUUGGAAGGGUUCAUUAACCUCUCUGAAACACCAUAAAGAUGAUGUUUCAAUCAUCAAAACUGGUAUGGAUUGUGGUCUCAGUUUGGAUGAACAAAAGAUAGAAUGUCAAGUGGGAGAUGAAAUUGUUUGUUAUGAAGAAAAGGAAGUUCUAGCCAAGACUUCUUGGGAUCCAGGAUUUUAAAAUUACAUUAAAAAAUCAAAAUGA